Messenger RNA from Helobdella robusta, 174 nucleotides. RefSeq lists its product as hypothetical. NCBI's taxonomy places the organism in Eukaryota, Metazoa, Annelida, Clitellata, Rhynchobdellida, Glossiphoniidae. The transcript has a single exon. The annotation marks the transcript as partial. Gene Ontology annotation, molecular function: protein binding. Gene Ontology annotation, biological process: cell migration; cell surface receptor protein tyrosine kinase signaling pathway. The record is from RefSeq and is a predicted model, not a curated record. Gene Ontology annotation, cellular component: plasma membrane; cytoplasm.
UUGCUAGCCGUGGCCAUCUACAACAACCAAUCUGAAAGCGAGGAAGAGUUACAAUUCAAAAAGGGGGAUGUCCUGGCUGUUUUGGAUAUAAAUUUUAACGGUCUGAAUGGCUGGUGGCUCUGUAGGCGGGGCGAAGAGAUUGGAUUGGUUCCUGGAAAUAGGGUUGAGUUGAUU